Messenger RNA from Aureococcus anophagefferens, 696 nucleotides. RefSeq lists its product as hypothetical. Gene Ontology annotation, biological process: fatty acid biosynthetic process. The record is from RefSeq and is a predicted model, not a curated record. NCBI's taxonomy places the organism in Eukaryota, Pelagophyceae, Pelagomonadales, Pelagomonadaceae. The transcript has a single exon. Gene Ontology annotation, molecular function: fatty acid synthase activity. The annotation marks the transcript as partial.
GAGGCCGCCGCGCUCGACCCCCAGCAGCGGCUCCUCCUCGACCUGACCUACGGCGCGUUGGUGUCUCGGUCGCCGGACCGGUGCGCGCUCCGCGGCGCGGCCGUGGGCGUCUGCGCGGGCAUGAUGUCCAUCGACGCCGUGCUCGGCGUGCCCGCCGUCGACGUGGGGCCCCACGACCUCACGGGCAACGGCUACGCCGCGGCGGGGAGCCGGCUGAGCUUCCUGCUGGACCUACGGGGCCCGUGCGUCGUCGUCGACACGGCGUGCUCCGGCGCGCUCGUCGCGGCCGCGCUCGCGGCCAAGUUCGUCCGCGACGGCGACGCCGACGCGGAGAUCGCCGGGGGCGUGUCGCUCAUGCUCGCGCCGUCCUUCGUGCACGUGGGCGCGGCGGCCGCGGGCAUGACGUCGCCGAGCGGCGCGUGCCGCGCGUUCGACGCUUCCGCGGACGGCUACUGCCGCGGCGAGGGCUGCUCCGCUUUGCUGCUCGAGCCCGCGGACGAUUCCGGCGCGCCGGCGCCGGCCUGGGCCGCGUCGACGUGCGCGCACAACGGCCAGUCGGCGACGUUCACGGCGCUGAACGCGACGUCGCAGCGGCGCCUCGUCGAGGCGUGCCUCCUGGAGGCCGCGGCCGCGGGGCCCGCGCGGACGCUCGGCGCCGUCGAGGCCCACGGCACGGGCACGCGGCUCGGCGACCCC